AUGCCGACGGAAACGAUCGCCGCCCUUCCUGCACAGCAGGUGCCCAUCGUGGACUUUGCCACCUUGACGGACUCGAACGAGCUCGGCUCGCUCAUUGAAGCGGCUUACGGCCCCAAGGGCCUUGGCAUCAUGGCCGUCGCCAACGUCCCGGGCCUCGAGGAGCUCCGCACAAAGCUUUUGCCGCUCGCGUUCCGCUUUGCGAACCUGCCCGCGGACGUCAAGACCAAGUACGAGCUUGAGAAGGCAUACUACGGCUUUGGCUGGAGCCACGGCAAGGAGAACCUCCAGGGCAAGCCCGACUACUCCAAGGGCUCGUUCUACAACAACCCGCUCCACAACGUCAAGACGGACGAUGCGCAGCUCAUCAAGCAAUUCCCGACGUUCUACCACGACAACAUUUGGCCCACGGAGGAAAUCCCGGAGCUUGAAGAUGCGUUCAUGAAGCUCGGGCAGCUCAUUGUGAGCACGGGUCUCCUUGUUGCCAAGCAGUGCGACAAGUAUGUCGAGUCGCAGUGCCCGACGUACGAAGCCGGGAAGCUCUACCGCAUCAUCAAGGAAAGCCGGUCGUGCGUCGGCCGCCUCCUCCACUACUUUGCCAUGGCUGCGGCGGACCUCGAGAAGCGCGAAGUGUCGUCGGAGAGCGUCGAGGCCGAAUUCUCGAGCUGGUGUGGCUGGCACAACGACCACAGCGCGCUUACGGGCCUUGUCCAAGCGCUCUUCACCGACAUGAGCGGUGCCACGAUCGACAACCCGGAUCCGAGCGCGGGACUCUACAUCAAGAACCGCGACGGCCAGAUCGUUCGCGCGCUCAUCCCGAAGGGGCACCUCGUGUACCAGAUUGGCGAGACGUCCCAGAUCCUUACGGGCGGCAUCCUCCAGGCGACGCCGCACGCCGUGCGUGGGCCGCAAGUGCCUAACGUCAACCGCGAGACGAUGGCGGUCUUUAUGGGUCCCGAGCACAACGAGCCCAUGUUCAUCCCGGAAGGCAUGAACCCGCAGAGCGCGGGGCAGAGCGAUAACCUUCCGCUCGGCGUGCCGCCGCUUCUCUCGCGUUGGGACAACUCGAUGGUGUUCCACCAGUUCACCAAGAAGACCCUCGACGCGUACUAUGACUUGUCAAAAAGCCCCUAA
Molecule: messenger RNA, 1131 nt
Organism: Saprolegnia diclina VS20
Lineage: Eukaryota; Oomycota; Saprolegniomycetes; Saprolegniales; Saprolegniaceae
Exons: 5
Coding region: 1-1131 (376 amino acids)
Source: RefSeq, a predicted model, not a curated record